AUGGACGGCGAUCAAACUCCUGAAGAACAAGUUGAAAUUGGUGAAUCCGAUGAGACUUCGAAAUUCGAUGACAAUGUUGAACUCACGAGUGUUUUCUCUUUUUCAUUGGAUCAGAGAAUAAUGGAAGGAUGUGUUAUUUCGGCAGUUUUGGAACCAGAUGGUCAAGAGACUAUUGUUGCGGUCUCAGUCACUAAUAAGGUUAUUAUUAAAGACACCGAAACAUCAUUGAACAUCACUGAAACUAUCCGGUGCAUCGCGGCAGCUCCGUUUGGAGAAGGAUAUGAUUGCAUUGUGAUUGGAACAGACUCGAGUGUCAUCUGCUACGAUGUUCACAAUAAUUUGACGGUUUUCCGGAAUGAUGUUCCAGAUGGAGUCAACUGUUUUGCAUACGGAAAACUGGGGGAUCUUGAAGAGGCCAUCUAUUGUGGAGGCAAUUGUUGCAUUUGGGGAUUCGAUAAAUCUGGAGCCAACACUUAUUGGACAGUGACAGGAGAUCAAGUGACGACAAUGUGUUUGAGUGAUUAUGAUGGUGAUGGAGAGACGGAAUUAGUCAUAGGAUCCCCUGAUUUCGAGAUAAGAGUAUUCAAGAACGAUUUGAUGAGAGCUGAACUGAUGGAAACUGAUGAAAUAACAAGUCUCGCUCAUGUCACGAGUGGAUGUUUCGCGUAUUCUCUGAAUAAUGGAACAAUUGGAACUUAUGUUUUGAAAGAGAGACAAUGGAGAAUCAAGUCAAAAUCGAAUGUUUCGAAAAUCUUUAACUUCGAGGAGCAAGGGCUGAUGGUUGUUGUAUGGAAACAAGGAAAAGUUGAUUUGAGAUUUGCUCAUAAUGGAGAAGUGUUGUCGAGAGAUUCAGUGGCAACUCCAGUUGCAUCUGCCACUUUGAGUAGAGAUAAAGAGAAUCCGACGGUUACUGUAGUCUGUUUGGAUGGAAAAGUGAAAGGAUUCAAAGUUCAGAAGGCAACGAAUGGAGCAAUUGAUAAGACUCAACAGUUGAUCAGAGAGUUUGGACAGAAGAAACAUAAUUUGAUGAUGGAAUUAUCAAACUACGAACAAGAAGAGCAACUGACCGAAGCAGAGAAAGAUCGAGACUUCAGAAUCCCAGCUGACACUGAUGUUGCAGUUGUGUUCAUUGUCAGUUGUGAAACCCAGUUGUUGAGUCUCCGAGUCGAAGCAUCUCAUGCGAUUCCUAUCAGAGGAGUUUUGAUUUUUGCAGAGGGAUUAUUUGAGGGAGAAUCUUAUAUUUGGAUUCCUCCAAAUGAACAUCAAUCUCGAAGUGUCAUUGACAUUCCACUGGUAAUUGACAAGGAUUCGACAAAUGAUUUGCAUACAAAAGUCUUCUUGGGACAUGUCGAUUCAAACAAAUUAAUGGUGAUGGAGAAUACAAGAAUCCUUCCACGUUUCUGUAGAUUCACAUUGUUGAAUAAGGAGUUCGAGAAAUUCUUCUACAUGCCGACGUGUUUCGUGAAAUUCAAAUUGAGUCCAAGAGCAAUAAAACUCUCCGAAUGGGUUUCAGAAAGUUUCACAAUCGAUUCAUCGUUGGUUGAGAUAUUCGAUGAAAAUGAAGGAGAUUUCAAAUUUAUGGGAUUACGUCCGAAACAUGAGAAAUCAUUGAUGUUCUCGAUAGAUCCAGCGGAGAAAACAUUCACAAUAUUUCAUGAUGAUAUUGAAACAGUUGGAGCAAUGGUGCAGAGUUAUUCGAGUUUCUUCCAAAUUCAGAAUAUGGAAUCUGUUGCACACUUUCCGGAUGUUUUCAAAGAGGCUGAAGAGAUUUUGGAAGAGAUGGAUCCAAUGACCGAAGUCCGUGACAGACUGACAGCUGAACUCCAAGAAAGACAAGCAGCUGUUAGAGAGGUAUUGAUACGAGCUGAAGAUGCAAUUGCCAUUGAUACAAUUCCGAAUGCCAGAAAAUUCUAUAUUCGUCUGAAAGCAAACGACGCGGCGGCAAGACAAGCUGCUCAGCUAAGGUGGAACAACCAGGAGAGAUGUGUGAAAUCUCUCCGUCGACUAAACAAGAUUAUCGAGAACUGCUCACGUCUACGUGUUGGAGAACCCGGAAGACAAAUUGUCGUCACUUGUCGAGCUGCAAUCGCAGAGGAUAAUAAACAGAUCGUCACUAAGGUUUUGCAAUAUGGAGUUUCCAGUCAAUAA
This is a messenger RNA of Caenorhabditis remanei, 2148 nucleotides long. RefSeq lists its product as uncharacterized. NCBI's taxonomy places the organism in Eukaryota, Metazoa, Nematoda, Chromadorea, Rhabditida, Rhabditidae. The transcript is spliced from 11 exons. Gene Ontology annotation, cellular component: motile cilium; membrane; ciliary basal body. Gene Ontology annotation, biological process: non-motile cilium assembly. Bases 1 to 2148 code for a protein of 715 amino acids. The record is from RefSeq and is a predicted model, not a curated record. Gene Ontology annotation, molecular function: protein binding.